This is a messenger RNA of Chelonia mydas (Green sea turtle), 767 nucleotides long. RefSeq names its product fibrinogen-like protein 1-like protein. The record is from RefSeq and is a predicted model, not a curated record. The coding region runs from base 1 to 726 and encodes 241 amino acids. The transcript has 2 exons. NCBI's taxonomy places the organism in Eukaryota, Metazoa, Chordata, Testudines, Cheloniidae.
AUGGACAUUCCCAUGCAUCAUGGAUGCAAUCCACUUAACAGCCUUUGGUGGGUUUUUUUUUUUCCAAAAUAUUUGGCAAGAGACUGCAGAGCAGCUUAUCGACAUGGCACAAGACAAAGCGGACUAUAUGUUGUCCAUCCCCCAAACUCCUCCUUGAUAGUGGUCUACUGUGAGAUGGAGCAAGAUGGAGGGGGCUGGACAGUCCUGCAGAGAAAUACAGUCAGUCAAAAAACAUCCUGGGACCACUCAUGGACUGCUUAUAAGAAAGGCUUUGGUAAUCUGGAGGGCAACCACUGGCUUGGCAAUACAUUUAUAUACCUCUUAACAAGGCAAAAUGCCUUCGCUGUAAGAUUUGUCAUUGUCAAUGCUGAUGGUGAAAAAAGGUAUGCCAAUUACCAUAGCUUUGCGCUGCUGGAUAGUGAGGGAAAUGGUUAUGCUCUGAGGUUAGGGGACUAUUCAGGUGAUGCAGGAGAUGCUCUGACCAUUAUUUAUGAGUCAGGCAUUCAUGAUAACAUGAAGCUCUCCACUUUGGACAAGGAUCAAGAUAGGAGGAUCCCUAAUAAUUGUGCUGGAGGCUGGUGGUAUGACAGUUGUCAUUCCGCCCUCCUAAACAGUGAUAAUGGUAUUUACUGGAAGGAUUUGUGUACUGAAUACAAGCCACGCCAGUCAGCUUAUAUAAUGAUUAGACCAAAUGGGAAAAACUGUAACAGACAUAUUAAAUUUUAAUUAUUUGUUCCUCAUCAGCUAGCAGCCUUUUCUGCUUAUAU